AUGGCGGCCCUCGCUGCGGUCAACUUCGCGUCCUUCGCGGGCCUUCGCGCGCUCCCCGCCUCCCACGGCGACACACAAGGCGCUUCCACCGCCCUUAACGCCUCCUCCUCGCAGCGACCCGGCAGCGGCACAUGCGUCGUGCGGGCGGAUGCGCGGCGGCGUUUGGGGCGGCGCGCGGGGGAUGAGGAUGAGGGGACGGGGAUCGGCGCGCUGGUUCCCGUGA
Closterium sp. Naga37s-1 is the source of this 223-nucleotide messenger RNA. NCBI's taxonomy places the organism in Eukaryota, Viridiplantae, Streptophyta, Zygnematophyceae, Desmidiales, Closteriaceae. The record is from the annotation of a GenBank genome assembly.